This is a messenger RNA of Parnassius apollo (apollo), 1014 nucleotides long. The record is from the annotation of a GenBank genome assembly. NCBI's taxonomy places the organism in Eukaryota, Metazoa, Arthropoda, Insecta, Lepidoptera, Papilionidae.
AUGGGAAUAUUCUGCGAAAUAAACUUAUUCAAAUCAUGUGAUGGAAUAUUUAUUGCUGGGAGUACAGUCAGAGGAGUGAUAAGAUAUGCUGUAGACAAAGAAAUGACUUGCACCCAAAUUACUGUGUCUUUAAAAGGUAAAGGUAAAUUGAAUUUAAAGAAAAAAGGCAACAACAAGAGCAAGGAAGAAAGCUACUGGAGUAGUGAGGAAUACCUUAAUGUAAAAAACGUUAUUACAGAAACAGGUAAAAAUACUAUAAUUACAAUAGGGUCGUAUGAGACACCGUUUAGUUUUCAGUUGCCAUACAAUAUUCCGCCGACGUUUCACUACUCGAAUAGCACACUCCAAUACGCUAUAUGUUGUAAUAUUCUAUAUCACGUCUGCAUCAAAUUUGAGAGACCCGGUUUUUGGAAAUUUAAUAAAAAUUUCAAAAAAGAGAUUAUUGUGGAAUCUGGAAUAUCUCCGAGGCUACCACUUGUACCUGUUAUAUGCGGAGAGCAGAAAAAGUUAAGGCAGUUGUUUAGCAGUAAGAAUAGUAUUAUUACCAUAAAAGCAAUUGUAGCGAAAUCAGUAAUUGCUCCUGGUGAGAAAGUACAGUUGGAAUAUGAAGUAACGAAUGAUACAAACGUUGCAGUGAAAGCGGUGGAAACGAAAAUUUUGGAAGUAUUUAAAUUCACAACAACGUCCCAAACAGUAAUACAAAGUUAUGACGUUCCGCAAACAAAAUCCAAAACAGGAUCAAUUAAACGCAACGAAAGUCUGGCAAUGCGUGUUGACAUCGUUGGGCCUCCAGACAGGAAAUCACUUGAUUUCUCUAACAUUGUAGCGAGAGAUUAUUUUGUGCAUAUAACUGUAGAGCUCCCUUUUCCACAUUUUAAUGCACGGCUACAAAUUCCCAUUCAAGUUGGCAAUACUGGGGACAGAAACUAUCUCGAUCCGCCUCCGUCCUACUGGGAAGCGAUGGGCGAAGAUAAACAAGAGGGCAAAGAUUAUGAAAAAGAUGACAAAUAUUAA